AAAGACAAAAACACAUCAAAAAACACCAAAGACUUUCCAUGGCUGGGAGAAGAGGCAGUGCAACGGUGGCGGCGGCGGUCCUCUGCCUUCUGGCGGUGGCGCUUCAUUGCGAGGUGGCUCAGGCCGCCAUUUAUGUCGUUGGUGGCCGUGGCGGUUGGACCUUUAACCUCUCCGGUUGGCCCAAAGGCAAGAACUUCAAGGCCGGCGACGUUCUUGUAUUCAACUACCAAAAGGGAGCUCAUAAUGUGGUGGUAGUGAACAAGGCAGGGUACAAUGGGUGUAGCACCACCCCAAGAAAUGCAAAGGUGUACACAAGUGGAAAAGACAGAAUUAGGCUUGUCAAGGGGCUUAACAACUUCAUUUGCACUCUUCCUGGUCAUUGUGCUUCUGGCAUGAAGAUUCAAGUAUCUGCUUCUUAAGCUGAUAUCGAUAACAAUAAGUUCGGAUUUUAUAGAUUCGAUAUCUGUUGUGUUUGUUGUAAGUUGGUUAUAUCUGUGCCACGAGUCUUUGGUGGUUUUGUUGGUGUUAUAUAGCGUAAGUAAACGAAUCACGGAUCCACUCGGAUUUAUAUCUGGUUUUAGAGUCUGUUUGUUGGUUUGUAAUAUGUUUGGUUAUAUCUAUAUUAUGAGCUUUUGACUAGUUUAUGACU
This is a messenger RNA of Cynara cardunculus var. scolymus (artichoke), 649 nucleotides long. Its product is annotated as basic blue protein-like. The record is from RefSeq and is a predicted model, not a curated record. Bases 39 to 419 code for a protein of 126 amino acids. Lineage: Eukaryota; Viridiplantae; Streptophyta; Magnoliopsida; Asterales; Asteraceae. The transcript is spliced from 2 exons. Gene Ontology annotation, cellular component: plasma membrane. Gene Ontology annotation, molecular function: electron transfer activity.